CUUCCCUUUCUUGCAAAACGGUUCCGUUCGCCAGCCCUUCCUCCGGGGAGCCCUGCAGCCCUCUCUCCGCACAAUUCGGAUUACAAUCCUUUCUUCCCGUUGCAGACGGCUCUGGCCAGCAAAUAGCGGAUCGGAAACCCCCUCCCCCUCGGCACCCGGAUGGCUGCUUGAUGGUCCUCUGCCUCCUUCACUGCAAAGGAUGGACAGUGCUCACUGACUGGGGGAAGGAAGAGUGGGAUUCUAAAGCCCCACCCUGCGGAGGUGCUGCCAUCUCAGCUUUGGAAUGAGGGGACGGAUGUGACCAGCAGUGGCCGCGAUGAGAGCAAUAGCCACCGGGUGGCGCCUCCCCUGCUGAUAAAAAUGAUCAACAAGUCCCGAUGGAAGAUGAUCUUAGGGCUGGCGUUCUUUCUGGUGAUGGCGUGGUACUAUAUAUCCCGCGAAGAAAGGUACAUACAUCUUUUUUCUUUCCCCGUGCAAGAUGUCCGAACGACGUGUCCCCGAGGAGAGAUGGAAAAGAAAGCCACGCUGCUCAUAGGAAAUUACACACGGGAUCAUCCAAUGUUUUUACACCUAAAUGAUUACUUUUGGGUGAAGAACCGGUCGCCGUAUGAGUUGCCAUAUGGGACUAAAGGAAGCGAAGACAUUCUCCUCCGGGUGUUAGCGAUCACCAGCUACUCGGUGCCCGAAAGCAUCCAAAGCAUGAAGUGCCGACGAUGUGCAGUGGUGGGGAACGGACACCGGCUCCGAAACAGCUCCAUGGGGGAAGCAAUCAACAAAUACGACGUGGUGAUCAGGUUGAACAACGCGCCGGUUCAUGGGUACGAGGCGGAUGUGGGCUCCAAAACCACCAUGCGCCUGUUUUACCCAGAGUCCGCGCACUUCGACCCCAGACGGGAAAACAACCCGGAUACUCUGCUGGUGCUGGUGCCAUUUAAACCGAUGGAUUUCCAAUGGCUGGAGAUGAUCCUCAAUGACAAGAAGCGAGUUCGCAAGGGAUUCUGGAAGCAGCCCCCUUUAAUCUGGGAUGCCAAUCCUGAGCAAGUGCGAAUUCUGAACCCUUACUUUAUGGAAAUUACUGCUGCUAAAUUGCUUAAUCUUUCCAUGAAGCAACCGCGGAAGAUUAAACAGAAACCAACGACGGGAUUAUUAGCCAUCACGUUGGCAUUGCACUUCUGUGACCUGGUACAUAUCGCAGGCUUUGGAUACCCCGAUUCUGCCAAUAAGAAACAGACGAUACAUUACUACGAGCAAAUCACACUAAAGUCAAUGGCCGCGUCGGAGCACAAUGUCUCGCACGAGGCAUUAGCAAUAAAAAGGAUGCUUGAAUUAGGUGUCCUCAAGAACCUUACGCAGUUCUGAUGGGACGUGGACUAGAAUUUCCCUGCAUUGCCUUGGCCUCCGCCUUGGCUGCCUGUCAC
Messenger RNA from Emys orbicularis (European pond turtle), 1418 nucleotides. It is a transcript of the gene ST3GAL4, whose product is annotated as ST3 beta-galactoside alpha-2,3-sialyltransferase 4. The record is from RefSeq and is a predicted model, not a curated record. NCBI's taxonomy places the organism in Eukaryota, Metazoa, Chordata, Testudines, Emydidae. The coding region runs from base 361 to 1359 and encodes 332 amino acids. The transcript is spliced from 13 exons. Gene Ontology annotation, molecular function: beta-galactoside (CMP) alpha-2,3-sialyltransferase activity; beta-D-galactosyl-(1->3)-N-acetyl-beta-D-galactosaminide alpha-2,3- sialyltransferase activity. Gene Ontology annotation, biological process: glycolipid biosynthetic process.